Molecule: messenger RNA, 2486 nt
Organism: Marchantia polymorpha subsp. ruderalis
Lineage: Eukaryota; Viridiplantae; Streptophyta; Marchantiopsida; Marchantiales; Marchantiaceae
Source: the annotation of a GenBank genome assembly
CUUCAGGGAGAGAUAUCCAUCUGCACACUGACGAUCCACGGACUUCAGUUUGGAAGUUGAGCUGAGCUUGGUCGUUAGCAGCAUACCUGUCGUCAUGUCUCGAUCAUGCCAGGCGCAGCUCGGAGCGAACUCAAAGUUGGUUUUGACAAGCCUGGCAUCAUCACGAGCCAUUUUCAUCUGCCUGUACUUCGUCACUUUCGUGCCUGGAAAAUCUGCACAGCAAGUUCUGGUGGAAGGUUCUCCUCCAGGUCCAUUCAGCACCACCAUCAGGUUUCCCUGGCCAGGCACCAGCCCGAACCAAGAAUGCAGAGGCCUGGCGUGGACGAUCAUCGAAUCUGCGAGCGGAAAUUACUCUUUGGAGCACGUAUUGUCGUGUCCGAACCAGACGGUGAAUUGCUGGGUGGGAGUGAGGCGGCUGGGUGCGGAGGAAAACUCGACCCAUGGCCCCCGGUCGGACAACCCUCUCAGAGAUCUGGUGUGGCGAGUCCCCGUCGACCUUCUGCAGCCGACAAACAGUUGCGCUCUUCGAUUCUCGGACGACGGCGACUUGCAGUUCUUCAUCCCACCGCCCGUGGAUCCCGAAACUCUGCUCCCGCACUAUCACGACCCAGGAAUCAUACUCUGGACCAGCAACACGCACGACAAAGGCGCCGUCGACAUCGACCUGCAAGACAACGGCAUCCUCGUCCUCGCCGACGCACAAAAGGCGGUCGUUUGGCAAUCUGCGGACGGCCCCAUUUUCCAGCUCUCUCGUUCACGAGCUCGUCGCAUCCUUUCCGAUUCUCAUGCAGCCAUACUCCUUACAGCAUCGCUCGUAUUUUCAUACGGCACCGCGUCAUUGUAAACAUUCGACCAUCGAUGUACGUAGUAGGGCACUGCUCCCCUUCUUACGAGGAUUCUGUUUGUACAUUUUCGUACAUGGAUCGUAUAUAUUAUCGUAAGCGUCCACUCCACACGAUCCAGCGCAUUCGGAUACGUAUGAGAUUUAUGUACGCACUCUCGUAGAGCACGAAUGUCUAUUGCUGACGGUAUUCGCCAACGAGGCAACGAGGUCCAGAAGUCGAGACAGAAUCAGCGUGAAACGUAUUCCGACCGGGAGGUGAUACGAACGCGUUUGCACUCUCGCUUGUUGGAACGUAGUCGAAUACCGGAAAGGCUUCAAUUCAUACCUGACCUUAGCAACGCAGCGUUAUGAAGUGGUAAAAAAAAAUUCGAGGAUCGAUUGAAAACUGCGGUCAUCAGAUCCGGAAUCAGUCAAUUCCGAUAAUAGAGUCCGAGGAAGAAGAGUCUUAGCGUGGAAAUUUUUGGACAAUUUUAUUAAUUUUCAAUCGACCUCACAUUUCUCGGGCACAUUGCCGGUAUGGCCUGUCACUCUGUGCUCGACGUUGGUGCCAACUUCGGUCCUUCGGCUCUCGUGGACGGGCUGCAGAUGACGAUCUCAAUCCCUCGUCAGCUGCGGAUUUUGUCCCGAGAGACCUUCUUCAUCGGACCUCCUUCAGUGUUCGUCCUGAGGGCGCUUCUCGCGCUUGUGCUCGCUCCAAAGGUCUCCGGGACGUCUUCGAGAACGCGCAUCGCCGACGUUGACGUUGGCUUUCUUCGAGGGGGGCUGAGCACGCUGGGCAUCGUGUUUCUGGCUUGCAGCCCCGGAUCCGGUCUGCGGCUCUUGUAGCCCCCGUAACAGCGCAUGCAGAAAUGAGUUUCGUCCACGUCGGUCUUUGCGGCUGGCCACGACAGGAGCCGCAACCGACGCUUCCACUACCUCCUCUUCUGCACUAAGAACGCCGAAGAAAUUCUUCACAGUCGUCGUCGACGACAUGUCUCAACACUGCAACCCUUUGCAGAUGCUUUGCUGUAUGGAAUUAUUCACCUCUCGUUCGAUCCUCGAAAGAACUGAGACUGCUUCUGUUUGCACUCUUCCCAAGAGUCUCAAACUAUUCCUCGCUGUCGAAGUUUGACAGUCAGUCUGGAGUAUGUCACCUGAUCACACUAGACCACUAUCUCACAUUUGCUGCACCAGAAACUAGCGAUGAAUCUAAUUGAAUGGACAAACUAUUCUUCGAUGUCGAAAUUUCACAUUCAGUCUGGACUCUGUCACCUGAUCACACUAGAAGACGAUCUCACCUUCGCUGCAGCAGAAACUAACAAUGUAUCUAAAUAUAUGGACUCGAGUGAACUUUGCAGAAUAUCUGUCGAUCGAUCUUCAUAGGAGGAGAACACAUCUCAAACGCACUGUCUGAUAUUCUGGACGCGCACUAGACCUGUAGACUUGUACCCUUCAGCUCUCAGCGCUUCGCCCCAAGGUUCGUCAGUCUCGAGCGUAAUGGCGUAACGAAUGUUCGUCAAUCUCCAGUCACGGGUCAUAUACGUCAGGGAGACCCCUGAUGUCAUCAGCCUCGCCCGAGUACUCACGAAUAGACUCCAGAAUUGAUGGUCUGGGCCGGGAUAUAGUGCUCAUAGAUCAACUAUCUCAUCAAAUUCCCCUGAAC